AUGGCUCAUGAAGCGCUUGUCGAUGGCGAGCGGCUAACGGGGCAUGACUGGGUUCCAUCCGACCCAAUCGUUCUCUUGCCGACCGACGCCCAACGCUGGGACCCAGCCGAGAAUGAACGGACUGUACCGGUUGGCUUUCGGCCCGUCGGCUCUGUUGCCGGUUGUCGGGCCUAUGAAGCGGCUGCUGCUGCAUUUUGGAAAUGUAUAAACACCGCGGAAGCUGAUGAUGAAGCUGAUGACCCUGGUGCCUUAGCUGCAGUUGGUUGUUUGCGUGCCAUAAGCACAAUCAUUGAGUCAGUGAGUCGGCUUCCACAUCUUUUUGAACAGAUUGAGCCAACACUUUUCCUUAUCAUGCGUAGGAUGCUUACGCCUGACGGACAAGAUGUCUAUGAAGAGGUUCUGGAGAUUGUUUCUUAUAUGACAUUUUACUCGCCAAAAAUAUCAAUGAACAUGUGGAGUCUCUGGCCAUUAAUGAUGGAGGCCCUUGCAGACUGGACUAUUGAUUAUUUCCCAAAGAUAUUGGUUCCAUUGGACAACUAUAUAUCGAGGAGCACUGAACAUUUCCUUACUUGUCAGGAACCAGACUACCAGCAAAGCCUUUGGAACAUGUAUGAGGAGCACUGA
Molecule: messenger RNA, 624 nt
Organism: Ipomoea nil (Japanese morning glory)
Lineage: Eukaryota; Viridiplantae; Streptophyta; Magnoliopsida; Solanales; Convolvulaceae
Product: importin beta-like SAD2
Exons: 5
Coding region: 1-624 (207 amino acids)
Biological process (GO): protein import into nucleus
Cellular component (GO): nuclear envelope; cytosol
Source: RefSeq, a predicted model, not a curated record